Messenger RNA from Durusdinium trenchii, 2428 nucleotides. Lineage: Eukaryota; Dinophyceae; Suessiales; Symbiodiniaceae. The record is from the annotation of a GenBank genome assembly.
CCGACAUCGGCCGUGGCCUUCGAUGGGUUCAGCGGCUGCGCAACCCUUUUGAUGGAGGUGCGCCGCAACGACGCGCAGCCACGACAGCGAUGGGAGUCGGACUUCACGGCGAGAUUUCAUCAUGUACCAAGCGGACUUUGUGGCAGCAUGGUCUAAAGUUAUUUGAGACCAUGCUUGAAGCAGACCUUCGAGUUUCCAUUUUCAGCUACAGUGCAGCCAUUGGUGCCUGCUGUCAAGGGCGGGAGUUAUGGCAAGGAGAAUUGGUGUUGUUUGAGGCCAUGGUUGCUGUCAAAGUUCAACGAGAUGUCGUCAGCUACAACACUGCUAUCAGUGCUUUUGUGAAGGGCGGGCAAUGGCAGCAAGCCUUGAGGUUAUAUGGAUCUAUGCCAGAGGCAGACCUUCAAAGAAGCGUGGUAAGCUUUAGUACAGCGAUUAGUGCCUGCGAAAAGGGCAGCCAAUGGCAAGGAGCAUUGAUGUGUCAGGUGGCACUUCAGGUAAACAUCAAACCAAAUGUUUUUAGCUACAGCGCCGCGAUCAGUGCCUGCGAAAAAGGCCACAAAUGGUUGCAAGCCUUGGUAGUGUUUGAUGCCGUGGGCAACGCUAAGGUAUUGCCAAAUGUGGUUACCUACAAUGCUCUCAUGAGCGCCUGUGGAAAGGGCGGACAAUGGAAACAUGCCUUGCAGCUGUUUCAAGUCAUGUCGACCAACAGUAUUGAAGCAAGUACAAAUAGCUACAAUGCAGCAAUCAGUGCCUGUGCAAAUCAAGGGCAAUGGCAGGAAGCAUUUGAAUUCUUUGCGAGCAUGGCAAAGGCAAAGGUUGAGCCAACAGUCAUUGGCUUCUCUGCUGCUAUCAAUGCUUGUGAGAAACAUGGGGAAUGGCCACAAGCCCUGAGGUUGUUGUGUUUAAUGAGAGAGUCGAGCCUUCAGCCCGAAGUCAUCAGCUACAGUGCUGCCAUCAGUGCCUGUGAGAAGGGCGGGCAAUGGCAGCAAGCUUUGACAUUGUUUGGUACGAUGGCUGAAGCAAAAGUUUUGCCCAAUGUAUUCAGCUACAACAGCGCCAUCAGUGCUUGUGAGAAGGACGGAGAAUGGCAGAACGCACUGGCUUUGUUUGAGACGAUGUCCAAAGCCAAAGUUCCACCGGAUGUCAUCAGCUACAGCGCAGCUAUCAGUGCCUGCGCGAAGGGAAGGCAGUGGCAAAUAGGAUUGGCACUGUUUGGGGCCAUGCACAUUGUAGAGGUCCCUCCCAAUGUGAUUACCUACAAUGCUGCCAUUAGUGCCUUUGAGAAGGGCGGGCAAUACCAGCAAUCAUUGAAGCUACUUGGGGCCAUGCCCAAAGCAAAAGUUUUGCCCACUGUCGUCAGUUAUAGUGCAAGCAUCAGUGCCUGUGAAAACAGCGGAGAAUGGCAGCAAGCUUUGAAGCUGUUGGAAGACAUGCGUUUGGCAGAAAUCCCGCCAAAUGUGAUGAGCUACAGUGCGGCUGCCAGUGCCUGUGAGAAGAGCGGGCACUGGGAGAAAUCAUUGGCAGUAUUGGAGGCCAUGCCAAAGGCCCAAGUGGCUCCAAGCAUCAUCAGUUACAGCGUGGCAAUGAGUUCCUGUCAAAGGGGGACACAAUGGCCACAGGCGUUGCACUUCUUUUGCACCUUGCUUUCCGAAAAGCUUCAGCCGAGUGUGAUUUGCCACACUGCGGCCAUUCAUGCUUGUGGGAGGGAUGGGCAUUGGCAGCAAGCGUUGGCUAUCUUUGCUUUGAUGGCCCCCUUGGCCUUGUCGCCCAACGUUUGUAGCUACAAUGCACUGAUUGAUUCUUGUGGGAAAGCCACGCAGUGGCAACAGGUCUUGGCAAUCUUCGAGCAGAUGAGACACUUGGAUGUGUUGCCCAAUGUCAUUAGCCUUGAUGGUGCCAUCAGGGCAUGUGAGACUGGUGGGCAAUACCGACUAGUGCAGUUCUAUGAACAUAUGCUCCAAGGCCUUGCUCCGCUUGAAAUCGCAGCGUCAAACUCGGAGCUGGAACUGCGCCGUGACAGCUGGGGGCACCAGCACAUCAGUUUGAGGUGACAUCAGUCCGUGUCUGGGAAAAGACGACCCUCGCGCUUUUCAGAUCCUUUUCUGCCAGAAGUAUUGUAUACUUGGCUUCAGACAGUUGACAUCGCAUGCGUCCUAGGAGUCCUAGGAGUCCAAAGGUUCGGAAAGGCAUGUGGAGCGGUGUUCGAUUGGCCGGGCCACCGCCUCUAUGUUCGGGCCUGCACCUUUUUUCGGCGGAAAGACUCAACUCUUUGACGGUGGACACUGGGGCGGCCUGGGUGCUGGUUUGGCAAAGACCCCUCAGAGGAUUUCUCACCAGACACUGUGAAGUGUAGGAGUAUAUCAAGAGGUACUGUAUGGACCAGUAUGGACGGUCUGAAGAGUUCUAUGCGGUCUGUAAAACAAAGGGC